CAUGUGCUGCUAAAUACAGUGUGAACGAAUGAAUCUUUCCCAACGUUUAUAUAUAUAUAUUAGAACAAUAGAUUUUGCAGAAGCAUCAUCAAGUUCUUAGCCAUGGCGGAAGUAACAGGUGUGAAAGUUGUGGAGGUUUGCAGUGUGGCACCAUCAGAAACAACCAACUGCUCCACUCCGACAUCUUUGUCUCUGACAUUCUUUGACGUACUAUGGUUAAGGAGUCCCCCAGUUGAACGUGUUUUCUUCUAUCAACUUCCCAACACAACAACCAUUUCAUUCUCUCACACCAUUCUUCCAAAUCUCAAACACUCUCUUUCUCUCACACUCCAACACUUUCUCCCUCUUGCCGGCACCAUCACAUGGCCCCAAGAAUCUCCACACCCCAUCAUCAACUAUGUCCCUGGAAACGCCGUUUCCUUCACCGUAGCUGAAUCCACCGUUGAUUUCAACAUGCUUUGUUCCGACACAUGUCAGGCUUCUCUGCGGCAUCCAUUGAUACCCCACUUGCCAACUUCCGACGAACAAGCAUCAGUGAUGGCUCUCCAAGUUACCCUUUUUCCCGGCUCUGGUUUUUCCAUCGGAAUAACCACACACCAUGCAGCCAUGGAUGGAAAAGCCUCAACCUUGUUUCUCAAAGCAUGGGCCUAUGUUUGCUCCAAUAUCCUCACAGAAUCAUCGUUUUCGUCGUUGCCGAAACACCUAGCGCCCUUCUAUGACAGGUCAAUGAUAAAGGACACGACAGGAAUGGGUGCGAUGUAUCUGAAGAGUUGGUUGAACAUGGGUGGACCGAACAAUAGGAGCAUGAAGGUGUGGGAUCUUGGAGGUGUAAACGCAAUGUCAGCAGAAUCAGUUAGAGGGUCGUUUGAGUUAACCUCUUCAAACAUCCGACAACUGAAGCAACAUGCGAAAUCCAAGCUCAACGAGGAUGCUCACGUGACGACAUUUUCGGUUGCGUGUGCUUAUGCGUUGCAGUGUUUGGUGAAGGCAGAAGAACCUAAGACCGAAGGAGUGGCCUUUCUGUUCAGUGUGGAUUGUAGGUCUCGCUUGGAGACACCCCUUCCCUCCACGUAUUUUGGAAACUGCAUCAUUGGUCAUAAGGUUAUGGGUGGGACAAAGAAGUUGUUGGGAGAUGAAGGUUUCGUCAAUGGCGUCGAAGGGAUGAAUGAAGCUUUGAAGAAGUUGGAGGAUGGAGUGUUUGGUGAGGCAGUGAAUUUGUCUACAAUGAUGAAGAUUGCGAGGGAUAAUAGAAUAUUUACUACUGCUGGGUCACCGCGAUUUGAGGUUUAUAGCAUUGAUUUUGGAUGGGGAAGGCCAUUGAAGGUGGAUAUGACAUCCAUAGGUAAAACUGGAGCGUUUUGUGUUUCUGAGAGUAGGGAUGAGAACGGAGGAGUUGAGAUUAGUUUGGUGCUGAAUAAACAAGAAAUGGAAGCUUUCGGUUCUCAUUUUAAUCAAGGUCUUCAAUCCCUUUGAUGUUGUACAACUUUCAAGGAGGCUCUUAUUUUGGAAAAUUUAUGUUUUGAUCCUAUUGGGCUUUCCCGUUGUUUUGGUUUUUCUGUUUCGUCUCUUGAAUGCUGUAACAUCUCAUUUAUUUAAUAAAACUAAA
This is a messenger RNA of Vigna unguiculata (cowpea), 1606 nucleotides long. Its product is annotated as phenolic glucoside malonyltransferase 1 pseudogene. The record is from RefSeq and is a predicted model, not a curated record. Lineage: Eukaryota; Viridiplantae; Streptophyta; Magnoliopsida; Fabales; Fabaceae.